Morus notabilis is the source of this 1437-nucleotide messenger RNA. RefSeq names its product nuclear polyadenylated RNA-binding protein 3-like. The record is from RefSeq and is a predicted model, not a curated record. The transcript has 2 exons. Bases 163 to 1437 code for a protein of 424 amino acids. NCBI's taxonomy places the organism in Eukaryota, Viridiplantae, Streptophyta, Magnoliopsida, Rosales, Moraceae.
GUCCAAUUUCGAAGAUACGUUACAAAAUAAAUUACAUACCCGCCAUCAGAACAAAAGCCACCAUCUUCUCCAAAAUCCUCGACUUUAAAAACCCUAAAUUUCGUCUCAAAACCCUAAUUUAUCGCUUUUUUCUCUCUCCAAUUCUCUCUUCGAGUUCGAACCAUGGAAGACUCCUUCAAAGUUCGCGUCGACAAGAUAUUCGGCUCUCUAAAUUCCUCAUCUUCUUCGUCGUCUUCAGCUCCGCAUUCGUCGUCUCUGAGCUCGCUUUGGUGCCUAACCGACGGCGAAAUCGAGAGGAUUGAAUGGAACCGGGACAAGGGAAGUCCAGAACCGGAAUCGAGCUCACAAGCUUCGGUUUUCGAGAACCGUCGAGACGAGUCGGUUAGGAAAUCGAAUCGUGAUUACGGAAGUGAACUGGAGAAGGACCCAGAAGACCUUGAUGAAGACGACGAAAACGACGACGACGACGAUGAGUCACAGGGAUGUCGUUCGUCGAGAAGGUCUGGGAAGCCGGAGGAUUAUAACGACGAGGAGUGGGAGGUGAAAUCUUCGAUUGGCUUGGAUUGUACUCUCGAUUACGAGGAAGAGGAGGAUGAGUAUGACAAAGUGGCAAUCGGCAAGGAAAAGCCAGGGGAUCGCGUGUACAUGAGAGAUAUAGAAGACUACGGGAUUGACAUAGACUCUGGAGGCGAGCUUCCAAUUUCGUUCAAGGAAGUGAUUAGGGACCCGCGGGCGAAUCACGUAGCUGCCAAAAUCAGGCUCAAAGAGGAUGCAGAAGCUGCUAAAAAGAUUGAUUCUUUGCAGGUUUCUGAUGAAGACACGUCAUUGUCAACUAUGAAUACUGAAACCACCGUCUCAGAGGACGGACCUUCCAACCCGAAAUCAAUUCUCAAGAGAAAGGAUAGCCAGUUGGACCCUAGGUCACAUAAGCGUGUGCGUUUUGAUCCCGAAUGUAAAGAUAAUGGUGAUACAGAACCCGACCAUAAGGCACUAAAAGAAAGCUCUUUGGGGGAAGGGGUUGACGUUGAAAAUCAUGCUUCCGGAAUACCAGAUUAUUUGCGAAACCCUUCAAGAUAUACAUGUUACACAUUCGACUCUUCAAGUGACAUGGAUGAGGAAUCGAACAAGCAAGCAUACAUGGACUUUCUCAAGGUUUUGAAUAAGUCGAAUGCUAGUGUAGAAUUGCUGUCAAAGAAUGAGGACGCUCUUUUUGACCCUCCGAGGUCGGUCACUUUCAUACCAAGAAAGAAAGGGGGUGAUACUAGUGCGAUGGUAGAUAGGUGUACAGAAUUAGUGCAACAAGUUGGUAUUGGGAAGGAUAUCGGGGUCCACAUAGGUAGGCCAAUAGGCAUUGAGGUUGCGGAUGCCGAUGAGAGUGAUGCUUGUGCAAUGGAAGAAGAUGAACUGGAAACUGUGGAAUUCAAGAAGAGCGUUUAA